CCUGCAUCUCAUCCCUACCAUCCACCAACAACACUCAGCAACGGCCCGGAGCCUGCCCAGUCUGAAGCAUCUGCCUAAUACCUAAUAUUAGUUCCUCGUCGUUUUCAACCUUUUAUCAAAAUGUCUACCCUCGACUCCACCAUUCGUCCCACAGCCUACGGCUCCGACACUGAGAGUGACGGACAAGCUUCUGGUGGCCGUAAAGUCUCUUCGAAGGUUGGGCCCGUACCAUCCUCAGCCACACUCAACCGACCGGCCGGAAACAUCAUCAAGGGCCCAGUGGAUGACAAUGGCAAGCCAAAGGACGCUGCAUUGCUACUCGGUAUCAAGUUGGAUUUGGAGGCAGAGAUUCACCUGACGGCAAGGAUUCGUGGAGAUAUUACGAUUGGAUUGUAUUGAGCUAUUUGUAUGGUGGAUAUGAACUAUGUUCGGCGUUUGGCAUGAUGAGCUUCAAGUGGCUGAUGCAUGGUCUCCGUAGCAGAAACAAGGCAUUGGCUUCGCAGAGGGCGACCCAGGACAUCGGAGAAGGCACACAUUAUUGAAUGAAUAACAUCUCUUUGUAAGAAGCAUUGCCACAA
Molecule: messenger RNA, 578 nt
Organism: Alternaria alternata
Lineage: Eukaryota; Fungi; Ascomycota; Dothideomycetes; Pleosporales; Pleosporaceae
Exons: 2
Coding region: 121-399 (92 amino acids)
Source: RefSeq, a predicted model, not a curated record